Labeo rohita (rohu) is the source of this 890-nucleotide messenger RNA. It is a transcript of the gene cenpq, whose product is annotated as centromere protein Q. Bases 62 to 847 code for a protein of 261 amino acids. The transcript has 9 exons. Lineage: Eukaryota; Metazoa; Chordata; Actinopteri; Cypriniformes; Cyprinidae. The record is from RefSeq and is a predicted model, not a curated record.
UCUCUUCGCGCAUGCGCACUUCAGUUCGCGCUUUGAACAGUGUGGCGCGAAUCCGUUUUUGAUGAUGAAACCAGCCCGAGGGUCAGGAAGGGCCUCCACACGGGGCCCCAGAGGAGCCGCAGACAGGAACACACACAAGACCGAUAAAACGUCCAAAGCCAUUGCUGAAGGCCCACGUCCGGAGUCAUCAAAGAAACAUGACGCGAUUGCUGGAAAGAGUAAGAAUAAGGCAAACUGGAGGCCGCUGACCAAGUCUUCCCUACUGGCUCUGGAGAACAUGCUGGGUUUGUCCGUACUAUCCGUACUGGCAUUGAAAAGCAGAGAAAAAGAAGAAUCGCAGAAGCAUCUCAACCUCCUUAAAGACCAGUUCCUGACUAAGUGUGCACAGCUUUCUGUUCCCCCAACGAAACAUGGAGACCUUAUGCACGUGUCCCAUCAGUUCAAAGCAGAGAGUAAGAAGUCUGAGAAUGGCAGGAAGACGCUUGAGGCUUUAGAGGAGAACGUGCGCUCGGUCGUAAGCACUCUGGAGGAGAUGGAGGUGCAGAUGGAUAGCUUGGAGGAGAAAUGCAGGAUAAUGAGAAGCAAACUAGAGGAUGAAGAGGAAAAGGCACAAGAGUUUCUCCAGCUGUCAGAACAGACAGUUCUGCGUCUUUCUGCUUUACCGUCUCGUCCAGUCAAUGAGCCGACGCUACAGGAGCACCUCAUGAAGAUCGUCCCCGAUCCUCCGGCGGUGGUCCAAGCGCUUCAGGCGGCUCCUGUCCUCGAGGAUGUGAGGACCUUUCUGAGGCUCGCACAUAAACAGGUGGAUGCAGUGCAAGCAGCUCACAGAGACACAGCCCUGGACUGAGCGUCACAGACAAAGACACUAAACUUUACACAUAAACAAAAUA